Molecule: messenger RNA, 2423 nt
Organism: Anneissia japonica
Lineage: Eukaryota; Metazoa; Echinodermata; Crinoidea; Comatulida; Comatulidae
Product: matrix metalloproteinase-18-like
Exons: 8
Coding region: 147-1688 (513 amino acids)
Biological process (GO): proteolysis; extracellular matrix organization; collagen catabolic process
Cellular component (GO): extracellular matrix
Molecular function (GO): zinc ion binding; metalloendopeptidase activity
Source: RefSeq, a predicted model, not a curated record
AAUGUUUUAUAAAGUAAAAUUUUGCUAUUAUACCAUCACAUGAGAAUGAAACCUGAAUGAGGAGGCUCAUUGGAGAAUUUCUAUCAAGUUGGAAAUUAUUUUAACUGAUCGUAGAUAUUCAGUAUAAAGUGCGGAUCUAUUUUGUAAUGCAUUCUAUACGCCUUUGUGGUUGGCUAGUAUUUAAUUUUUUGUACUUUUCCCUCUCGGUUGCAGAACUAACUGAUGACCAAGCAGAAACCACGGUAGAAUAUCUUAAAAGAUACGGCUAUAUUGACAGAGUUAGUAAACGUGGCGGGAACGAGUUUUCGUCCAAAGAGUUGUCAGAGGCAUUAUCAAAGCUCCAGAAAUAUGCUGGACUGACUGACGUCACUGGAAAUUUAACCCCAGAGACUUUGAAACUAAUGAGAACUUCUCGAUGCGGAGUCCUGGAUCCAAUCGAUGAUUCCACAGGUGAACUGGAACAUAGGCGAGCGAAACGAUACGAGCUUAUAGGAUCACGGUGGAGGCACAAUGACGUAACCUACAGAAUUCUCAACUACAGCCCAGAUCUUCCUAACAAAACUAUUGACAAGGUGAUCAAAAAAGCUUUUAACAUGUGGUCUGCCGUGUCGCCAUUGACAUUUACACGUUUAUAUUCCGACGAUGCUGAUAUACGAAUACGUUUCGGUACAUAUUCACACGGCGACUCGUGGGCAUUUGACGGAGAAGGUGGCACGCUAGCUCAUGCAUUCGCACCCGGCAGUAAUAAACAUGGCAUUAAUGGUGACUUGCAUUUCGACGAUUCUGAAACGUUUACACAUCGCAGCCACAAAGGAACAAAUCUUCUAUUCACUGCUGUCCACGAAUUGGGUCACUCACUUGGUUUGGAACACUCUGACGUCAGAGGAUCGGUCAUGUAUCCAUGGUACUAUGGUUAUAGAAAAAAUCUUGCACUUCAACCUGACGACAUCGCUGGGAUCCAAGCCAUAUAUGGCUCAAAAGAAAGCCCGAAAACAGUAGCGCCACCAACAACAGAAACUCCUGAAUAUUGGACGCCCCCUCCGACAUGGAGUGACGAAGACGCUGCCAACUUUCCGUGGCCGAAUGACCCAAAGUGUGACAUCACAUUCAAUGGUAUUAUAAAGCUUAGAUCCCAAAUCUAUGCCUUCGAGGGGAACUCUUUCUGGCGUUGGCAAUCACAUGAAGGUGGCAGAUAUAGCAUUCUGAUAUCAAAUAUGGCUGCGACUAGGUUUCUGAGAGGGUUGCCGGACAAUGUCGACGCAGCAUACUUCAACACACAUACAGCUAUUGUUCGUGUUUUCAAAGAUGAGGAAUAUUGGGAUUAUUCGAUAGACGAUCCUACCAGCAGCAAUCCACAGAAGAUUACAAACUUGAGCAAAAAAUUACCUGCAAAGAUCGACGCUGCUGUAUUUUCAGACAGAGAUGAUAAAACAUUCAUGUUUAGGGGCAAGAAUGUGUGGCGGUAUGACGAAGGAACCAAGCAGGUCGAUGGAGGCUACCCAAAGCCUAUCGCAGUGGAAUUUCCAGGAAUAGGAGAAAGAGUCGAUGCAGCUUUUCGUGGGGAGAAUGACGAGUCGAUAUAUUUUUUGACAGAUAGAGUGUUACGACAAGUUGACAUCUCUCGCCAUUUGUUGAUGGCUGAGCCUGUGUUCUUUGCUGAAAAAUUUCUCGGUUGUGAACGUUCUUAGGCAAUGUAGAAAACAGAUGUAAUGUAUUGUAUUGCGUUGUUAUAUGCUGGCCUACAGGUUUUUGUAUUAGUGAAUACUCUUUAUAGCUUUAUGUCAUUAAUUAGGAAUUUGUUUUAAAAGGGUGAUGGCCUAUCGUUUUGUGCGUAUUACUAUCUAGGUUUACAGAUAUACUGUGUUCUUUCCAGUCAACAACGCAACGCAAAUUAUGGGAUGGACUCGCAGUUGGAGGAGAAUUGCCUCAAUGGCAUACAUGUACGAAUAAAUUGAUUAUUUUUUAGUACAGAACCUCUAUUGGUAAUAGCCAAUGGUCGAGCCGGUAUGCCUGGGAUUUUUUCCAUUUUAACUUGUUAUUAUUGUUGGUUUAUGUGUAUAGUUUAAGCAGAUAUGCCGUUGAGGGCAUUAGUAGCAAAUACAAUUGUAACAUGAAGCUUGUUUUGUUUUAUGUACACAAAGACAUUAAUGGUAUGGAACGACGAUAAUCAGUUUGACUUAUGAUGUCAUUGGUCGAUGAAAUAUUAGGACCAGUUUUAUGGUAAAUCUAACUAAUUUGGACCCAUUUUUUGAAAUUGUGGACCCAUUUCAUGCACGUAAACUGAAUAAUGUGAACCAUUUUAAGAAUUGGGACCCAUUUUACACCUAAAAGUUUACUGUGGACCCAUUUCAUGCGUAUAAAGUCAAUACUGUAGACCGUUAAAAAAAUAUCUACUUUAUGAAUAAAACUUAAUGUGGACCGAU